GCCAACCUCAGACAACCAACCUCUCCGCUCACCCACCCCACCACGUCAAACUGGCCGCGAUCGCCGCCGCUCCUCCCAAUCCCAAUCACAAGACAUCAAACUCGAGCACCGCCCACAACUAUCCCCCUCCGCCAACACAGACGACAAACCCGGCACAGCCUACCCCGCCCGACACACCUCGACCCUCUCCAUAAACGGCAACCCGGUACACCCGACCACGGGCAAGCCUAUAUUAUCCACCGACCUUGACGCCGACUUUCCCACAGAAAGUUCAAAACCCUGGCGGAAACCCGGCGCCGAUAUCACAGAUUACUUCAACUACGGCUUCGACGAGUUCACAUGGGCGAGCUACUGCUUGAAGCAGAGGGAUAUGCCGAAGGAAGUAGCGGGUAUUCAACGCGAGGCAGAGCAACUCAAAUCUUUCGUGGAGGGGAUCCCAGGUGGUGGGGGGCCGCCGGGUAUGCCGGGGAUGCCGGGCGUGCCGACAGGACCGGGCGGAGCCAACGGUGUAGCAGGUGGAAUGCCCGGGAUGCCGAGCGAGGCGGAGAUGCAGGCUAUGUUUCAGAGCAUGAUGGCGCAAG
Messenger RNA from Cyphellophora attinorum, 581 nucleotides. RefSeq lists its product as uncharacterized. The annotation marks the transcript as partial. The transcript has a single exon. NCBI's taxonomy places the organism in Eukaryota, Fungi, Ascomycota, Eurotiomycetes, Chaetothyriales, Cyphellophoraceae. The record is from RefSeq and is a predicted model, not a curated record. Gene Ontology annotation, molecular function: RNA binding. Gene Ontology annotation, cellular component: mRNA cleavage and polyadenylation specificity factor complex.